Molecule: messenger RNA, 1578 nt
Organism: Dichotomopilus funicola
Lineage: Eukaryota; Fungi; Ascomycota; Sordariomycetes; Sordariales; Chaetomiaceae
Exons: 1
Coding region: 1-1578 (525 amino acids)
Source: RefSeq, a predicted model, not a curated record
AUGGAUCCCUCUGGUGCGACCGGAGGCCCAUCGCAGGCCCAGCCGCGCCCCCGCAAGCGCGCCCGCAAUGCCCGCGUGCAAGACGCCGGGAACACGGCGGCUCCAGGCUCGCUGGCCCCUGUAGCCCAGCACGCCCAAGUCGGGCAAAUCGCACAGGCGCCCCAAGGCUGGGUCCCUGCCACUGUUGCGAGUAGCCAUCAUCCCCAGGCCGUGCGUGCGCCCGUCGACACCGUGCCCAGUCAACCUCCCACAUUCCCAUCACAGCAGCUGGACCGAUCGCACCAGCACCAGCACCCACAUCAGCACCAACAUCAGCACCAGCACCCGGUCGCCGAGCCCGACGGAUUGAUGAAUGGCUACAGCGCCCCCCCACAACAUUCUCAAUACCCCGAGCCCCAAUCGACCCUCGCCCCGGCUCCUACCCAGCCCGAUAACUCGAGUCUGGUCGGCUUGAGCGCCCUAGCUGGUGACCACCAGCAGCAGCCGCAACAGCAUCAUUCACACGCGCAGCACGCUGCUCAAACGCACCAACAAGCCCAACAGCAGCACCAACAGCAACAGCAGCAGCAGCGCGUGGCGGCUAACAAACCCGACCGCCUGCUCUACCAACACCAGUACGGCGCUCCAGCUCAAAACUCGACUUCACCCACCGCCGUGGCGAACCCAUCGUCUGCCUCUACUGCUGGCUACAUACCCUCCUGGCCCGUUCCGGACUCGAACCCUCAGCCACCGCAGACCCCCCAGCAGCAGCAAACGCCGCAGCAACAACAAUCACAGCAGCCGCCAGCGUCGGCUACCGCUUCGUCCUCGAUGCCUCCGCAAUCGCCCGCGUUGGGCUCUUCCGCCGGCCUCGUACCCCCGCCGGAGGGCAUUUAUCGCUCGUUCGACGACUUACUCACUUCGGUGCAGCGGACCGCAAAGGAGCAGGGCUACAGCAUCGUCAAGCUGCGCUCGAGCAAUUAUCGCGAUGGGAAACCCACGCGCUUCGACCUAGUGUGCGAUCGCGGCGGAGUCAAGUACAACAGCACCGCCAAAAAGCGAAAUCCCACCACCCGCAAGGUCGACUGCCCGUGGCGCGCAAAGGCCGUUUGCGAGGUGAACCUCGGCAACCAGUGGCGCUUCGCUGUUCAAGAAGCCCGUCACAACCACGAAGCUCGUGUCGCCGCGGCCCCUCCUGGCCAGGAGAACACCCCCGUCGCGCAGAGUCUUCGGAGCCUUACCAACAAGGUCGACCGGCUCGCCCACGAUGUAUCCCAAGGCUUAAACCGGAUGGAGAAUACAAUUAUUGCGCGCCUCGAUAACAUUGAGAAGCGCCUCGAGGCCCUCGAGGGCGGCCGCCCAUCCAUGCUCGGCGCCAACGGCGUCCCUCAAAUGGGCGGCCCCAGCAUGCCCCCCGCCAACAUGGGCGGUAACAGUCUUGGCAACGGCUCGCUCGCUAAUGGCGGGAUGCAGCCUCUCGUGGACGGCCGCCUCAGCGGCGUUGAAAGCCGUCUCGGCCAAAUGGAGCCCCGCGGUCUGGACGACCUCCAAAUGAUGAACGACGACACCCGCGGCCUGUCGAUGAUGGUUAACCAGUAG